Molecule: messenger RNA, 2123 nt
Organism: Fragaria vesca subsp. vesca
Lineage: Eukaryota; Viridiplantae; Streptophyta; Magnoliopsida; Rosales; Rosaceae
Exons: 6
Coding region: 83-1672 (529 amino acids)
Source: RefSeq, a predicted model, not a curated record
CUCCAAGACCCCAAUGUAAUCAAAACCACUCGCUCCCUUUUCCAGUUUCCCCUCUCUCUCUUUUCCCUUUGAUUUCCGGUCAAUGUGGGAGUCAAACUCGGAGCCGCCGUUCACCGCGGGCCGGGCCCGGCCCUGGCGACCCGAGGAUCUUCUCAACGGUCACGUCUCGGCGUCGUACGGCGGCGUUGCGGUGGACUCGAGCGUCAAUGCGAUUAAGCCGGAGGGAGUCGGCGAGCACGUGAGGGAGUUCGCGGCGGCGGCGGCGGAGAUGGCGGUGGAGUUCGGGAAGGGGUGUAGGGAUAUUGCGAGGCAGAGCUUGGGGAAUCGGGACUCGGUGGUUGUGCGAAGCUUCCAGAAGGUGAAGGAGACGUAUUUCGGGAAGAGAGUGACGAGGAAGCUGAGGUUUAUGAAUGAGUAUUUGCCGGAGGAUAAGGAGCCGGUUCAUGCUUGGUCGGUGAUUCUGUUCGUCGCCGUUUUGGCUUUUGCAGCACUGAUUGUGAAUAUGGAAACUACUCCUACCACUCCAAAUGUAGUGAAGAAGGUGUACAUACAUCCUCCUAGUGCUGCCCGCGUGAUGCUUCCAGAUGGUAGAUACAUUGCAUAUAAGGAGCAGGGAGUUCCGGCUGACAAUGCUAGAUUCUCAAUUAUUUCUCCACAUUCUUUCCUUUCCUCCAGGCUUGCAGGAAUACCGGGACUUAAGGCUUCACUAUUGGAAGAGUUUGGUGUUCGCUUAUUGACAUAUGAUCUUCCUGGAUUUGGAGAGAGUGAUCCUCAUCCUGAUAGGAACCUUGAAACUUCAGCAAUGGAUAUGUUGCUCUUAGCUGAUGCUGUUGGUGUUAAUCACAAGUUUUGGGUUGUUGGAUACUCUAGUGGAAGCAUGCAUGCCUGGGCAGCACUCAGAUACAUUCCUGAUAGACUUGCAGGUGCUGCCAUGAUGGCUCCAAUGGUUAAUCCAUACGAUUCAAUCAUGAACAGGGAAGAGAGACGUAGAACCUGGAAACAGUGGACAAGAAAGAGGCAACUCUUUUACUUUCUAGCCAGGAGGUUUCCCAGAUUUCUGGCUUACUUCUACCACCGGAGUUUCUUAUCUGGAAAGCAUGGACAAAUUGAGAAAUGGCUGUCGUUGUCACUUGGAAAGAGGGACAAGGCUUUAAUAGAGGAUCCAAUCUAUGAAGAAUUCUGGCAAAGGGAUGUUGAAGAGUCCAUUAGGCAGGGAAGUGCAAAACCGUUUGUGGAAGAAGCUGUUCUGCAAGUGUCGAAUUGGGGUUUCAGCCUUGCGGACCUCAAAUUGCAGAAGAAGCAACAAGGGAAAGGAAUGCUCAAUUGGCUCAAGUCUGUGCUCAGUGCAGCUCAGGAGGAAUAUAUCGGCUUCCUUGGACCAAUACACAUCUGGCAGGGGAUGGAUGAUAAGGUGGCACCACCUUCAAUGACUGAUUUUGUGCACAGGAUUUUACCAGGAGCUGCUGUACAUAAGCUCCCCUACGAGGGCCAUUUCACCUAUAUCUACUUUUGUGAAGAAUGCCAUAGACAGAUAUUCACUACACUUUUUGGAACACCACAAGGGCCAAUCAACGUGACCACAGAAGUUGACCCAAGUCCUCUCCAAGUUGAUACCGAAGAACAGGAGGAGAUGACACUCGAUAAUUCGGUUCUGGCACAAGCUGAAACAUGAUUGUCUAGUUCUAUAGUGCAGAGAAGAACGGUGUAUAGACCAUAGGUGCUCUAUCACACAUAGUGGGUUAACAAAAAGGGGAAAAUGAAGAAGAAGAAUAGUAUGAAGGAACAACUUCAACGUAGUGGCUCUCUGGUUUUAAACUUGACUUUUUUAUGAUGUUCUAGUUGGGAUAUAUAGCAUGUUUUGGCCAGUAAAGAAUGUAUAGAAAGAUAUUACAAAAUUUCUGUUUUUUUUGUUGGCCAGCAGCAGUAUAGUUUAUACUAGAUUUUAGAAACCCACGGGCGUGAAAAUUAGUAAUUAUUCUGAUUUCUGAAGUCAUGUUAGGAAAGCUUUAAGACGUUGUGGGGGUCAAAGAUUUACUGUUGAUGCCUUCUAUCAAUCUAUCGUAUACUUUCAUUUCAUGUAUUGUUAUUUGCUUUGAUAAAAGAAGGUUUCACCAUACAUGAAA